Messenger RNA from Silurus meridionalis, 1181 nucleotides. RefSeq names its product thymidylate synthetase (gene tyms). The transcript is spliced from 7 exons. Lineage: Eukaryota; Metazoa; Chordata; Actinopteri; Siluriformes; Siluridae. Gene Ontology annotation, cellular component: mitochondrion; cytosol. Bases 71 to 1021 code for a protein of 316 amino acids. Gene Ontology annotation, biological process: dTMP biosynthetic process. Gene Ontology annotation, molecular function: thymidylate synthase activity. The record is from RefSeq and is a predicted model, not a curated record.
AAACAAAAAACCCGCGAGUAUUAAAUUCAAGCAGUUCAACAGCAACUGGAUCUUUUGCUCAGGAAUAAUAAUGCCGGCCACGAGUGAGAUGUUCCCAAGUGGAAAGUGCACCCCAGCAGGGGAGAAGGUUCCAGCAGAUCCAUCUCCAUUCUCUCUGUUCUGUGAUGAACGUGGCUAUCUGAACCAGAUUCAAUACAUUCUGCAGAAUGGAGUGAAAAGGGGAGAUCGUACCGGAACCGGAGUGGUGUCUGUGUUCGGGUUACAGGCCAGAUACAGCCUGAGAGAUCAGUUUCCUUUGCUAACAACCAAACGUGUUUUCUGGAAAGGGAUUUUGGAGGAGUUAUUGUGGUUCAUAAAGGGGUCGACAAAUGCAAAAGAGCUUUCAGAGAAAGGUGUGAAGAUUUGGGAUGCAAACGGCUCAAGGGAGUUUCUGGACAAGAAUGGAUUCACCGAGCGUGAGGAAGGAGACUUGGGCCCUGUGUACGGCUUUCAGUGGAGACACUUUGGAGCAGAGUACAAAGACAUGCAUACAGAUUACUCUGGGCAAGGUGUUGACCAGUUGCAGAAAGUCAUCGACACCAUCAAAUCCAAUCCUGAGGACAGGAGAAUCAUCAUGUGUGCUUGGAAUCCUAAAGAUCUGCCCUUGAUGGCUCUUCCACCCUGUCAUGCUUUGUGCCAGUUUUACGUCUCAGAUGGUGAGCUGUCAUGUCAGUUAUACCAACGUUCAGGAGACAUCGGACUGGGUGUCCCCUUCAACAUUGCCAGCUAUGCCCUACUUACGUACAUGAUCGCCCAUAUCACAGGACUCAAGCCUGGUGAUUUUGUACACACUCUUGGUGAUGCCCACAUCUACCUGAACCACAUUGAGCCUCUAAAAGUGCAGCUUCAAAGGGAACCACGUCCUUUCCCCAAACUGAAGAUUCUUCGCAACGUGGAACGUGUCGAUGAUUUCAGAGCUGAGGAUUUUGAGAUAUGUGGCUAUGAUCCAUACCCCACAAUCAAGAUGCAGAUGGCAGUUUGAACAUAGCCUCUGGGUCCAUGUAAACACACAUUCCUUUGUAUGUCUAAUUUUCUGUUUGACUCGUCCUAUUGUUUUGAAGAUGUGUAUAUAUUUGUGUUCAUGUAAAAUAUUUGGUGAAUGGUUUUAAUGUAAAAUUUCAAAUAAACACUCCUAAAACUCA